This is a messenger RNA of Cryphonectria parasitica EP155, 1325 nucleotides long. RefSeq names its product glycoside hydrolase family 72 /Carbohydrate-binding module family 43. Gene Ontology annotation, cellular component: cytoplasm; fungal-type cell wall. The annotation marks the transcript as partial. The transcript has 2 exons. NCBI's taxonomy places the organism in Eukaryota, Fungi, Ascomycota, Sordariomycetes, Diaporthales, Cryphonectriaceae. Gene Ontology annotation, molecular function: 1,3-beta-glucanosyltransferase activity. The record is from RefSeq and is a predicted model, not a curated record. Gene Ontology annotation, biological process: fungal-type cell wall (1->3)-beta-D-glucan biosynthetic process.
GUCUUUCAGGGACAAUACCUAUUUUACUCCUCAAAUGGCACACAAUUCUUCAUCAAGGGUGUUGCCUACCAACAAGGCAUCGCUCCAGGAGGAGCGGCAGAGACCACAGAUGCAACCUUUAUCGACUCACUCGCAGAUGGUGCAAGCUGCCAAAGAGAUAUUCCCAUGCUCCAGCAGCUGGGCACCAACACAAUCCGUGUCUACGCAGUUGACCCUACACAGGACCACUCAACGUGCAUGAACGCCCUCGAUGCCGCAGGUAUCCACGUGAUUGCCGACCUGAGCGUUCCCGGCCAGUCCAUCAACAGAGACACCCCUGCCUGGACAACGGACCUCUUUGCACGGUACCAGGGUGUGAUCGACAACCUAUCCCAGUACCAAAACACCCUCGGCUUCUUCGCGGGCAACGAGGUCACCAACAACAAGACCAACAGCGCCUCCUCAGCGUUCGUCAAGGCCGCCGUCCGCGACAGCAAGGCUUACAUCCAGUCCAAGAACCUAGGCCGGUGGAUCGGCGUGGGCUAUGCCACCAACGACGAUGCAGAGACCCGCGACAACCUCGCCAGCUACUUCAACUGUGGCUCGGACCAGUCAGCCGCUGUCGACUUCUGGGGGUACAACAUCUACGAGUGGUGCGGCCAGAGCACGUUCCAAGCCAGCGGGUAUCAGGAGCGCACGGAGGCGUUUUCCAACUACUCUGUCCCUGCCUUCUUCUCCGAGUACGGAUGCAAUGUCCCGGAUGGGGCUGCAGGGCGGGUCUGGGAGGAGACGGGCGUCCUGUACAGCUCGUUAAUGAACACAGUCUGGAGCGGUGGGAUUGUGUAUGAGUACUUUGAGGAACAGAAUGACUUUGGUCUCGUCUCACUGUCUGGCAGCACCGUCACCCCUCUGAAGGACUUCAGCACGCUGGCCACGGCAAUCCAAGAGGUCGAUGCCAACGCGACAAGCACAGGGAUCGAAAUGGCUUCCUACUCCCCUUCCAACGUGCCACGCGCCUGCCCACCUGUCCAGGCAGACCUUUGGCUCUCCGCUGAGGCUCUCCCUCCGACGCCCAAUGUAACCGCCUGCGAAGACAUGGUAGCCGAGUCAUCAUGUGUCCCGACCGAGGAGGUGGCCAGCGACCCGGACAAGCUGGCCUCGCUGUUCGGCACGAUUUGCGGGCUAGACGCAAGCGCAUGCACGGGCAUCACGUCCAACGCCACGAGCGGGACAUAUGGUGCCUUUGUCAUGUGCAACACGACGCAGCAGCUGACCAACGCCAUGAACCAAUACUACACGAACCAGAACAAGGCCAGCACUGCCUGCGACUUCUCGGGCCAGGCUAA